Molecule: messenger RNA, 1668 nt
Organism: Trichomonas vaginalis G3
Lineage: Eukaryota; Parabasalia; Trichomonadida; Trichomonadidae
Product: voltage-gated chloride channel protein
Exons: 1
Coding region: 1-1668 (555 amino acids)
Biological process (GO): chloride transport; transmembrane transport; potassium ion transport
Cellular component (GO): Golgi apparatus; membrane; early endosome
Molecular function (GO): monoatomic cation transmembrane transporter activity; voltage-gated chloride channel activity
Source: RefSeq, a predicted model, not a curated record
AUGUCUGAAAAUCCAGAAGUGUCACAAGUUGACGAUAAUGUUGCUAAUGAUGGAAAUCCAAUUGAAUUACCAGAUAGCAAUGUCGAUAUUGAAUCACAGAAGGAAGCAAUCCCUCAAAAAACCAAAAAAUAUAAAAGGAGAAAACAAUAUUUUACUUUUCUCAAGAAAUUAUUCCUCCCUCUUGUCGCAGUUGGAUUGGCCACAGGUGUAUGUUGCGGUGGUAUCAUAGGAACAUAUCAAUUUCUUGCAGAGUUACUCGUCGAUAAAUCUAAAUACCUCUUUUCUCUUGUCCGUAAAGAUUUACGAUGGUUACCACUUGCAUUUUUCAUUGAUAUAUUAAUCGGUUUGGGUAUUGGAUUAGCAUUGGAGUGGUUCAGCGAAAUUCGAGGAAGUGGAAUCCCUUACAUCGAGAGUGUCGCUCGUGGAAACCUUGGUCUCACAUGGUACAUUUCCUUACCAGCUAUGUUUGUGGUCAGUUUAUCCAGCCUCUUCUCAGGUCUUUCAUUAGGAUCUGAAGGUCCAUCAGUAUAUCUAGGUGGUUGCAUCGGAUACGGAUUCGCCAAGCUUAUUAAGAUGAAUCAUAUUCACGAUAUGCUGUUAGUUGCAGCUGGUUCUUCAGCAGGUCUGGCAGUCGCAUUUGAUGCUCCUCUAUCUGGAUUGAUUUUCGCUUUAGAAGAAGUAUACCGAAAAUUCUCAACACAAAUUAUCCUCGUUUCCGUUAUAUGCGUAUCAGUUUCACAAAUUAUUACACAUCUAAUUUUCCAUCCAAGAAUCAUGCUUAUUAACGAUAUCGCAAAUGAAAAAUUCAACAUAAUUACAUUCUUAGUUGCCAUCUUUUGUGGCUUGUCAGGCGGAUUUAUGGGUGCGUUAUUUAAUUUAGGUAUUAGAAGAGCAAGAAACUUAUACAAGUAUGCGAAAUUCCUUCCAAUGAAGUUUUACGUUAUAAUUCCAGAAGUACUAGCCGUCGUUCUCUGUACAUUUUUCCCAGAUGCAGGUUUCGGAGGCGCUACUGUUCUAAAGAAAGUACUGAAUAACGAAUUGAAAGUAUGGGAAAUCGCUACAUGUUUCGCUAUUAGAUUCAUUUCCAUCCUUAUUUGCUUCGGAUCUAAAGCAUCAGGAGGAAUCUUUAUUCCUAUGCUUUCAAUCGGAGGUUUGUGGGGUGGAUUGGUUGCAAAACUAAUGGUUCUUGCCGGUUACGAUUCAACUAGAUAUACUUACAUGGUUUUAAUGGUAAUGUCUUCAUUUUUCACAGGAGUCGUCAGAGCACCACUAACUGCAGUGAUUUUACCAGUUGAAUUCACAAUGCAGUUUUGUGGCUGGCUUGGACCAACAACAGCUGUUGCUUGGGCUUACAUUAUUGCAGAAGUAAUGAGAAUUGAGCCAUUAUACGAAAAACUUAUGGAAGCUCUUGUCGAAAAGAGAGAUGAAGAUGAGCUGCAAGAUUUCGAAGAAUUCUCCUUCUUAGUUACACUUGAAUCAAUGGUUUGUGGUUUGACAGUCAGAGAAGUCAUUCUUCCUGAAGGAACCCUCAUAACUCAUAUAUUAAGAGAUAAGACACCUAUUUUCCCUACUGAAAACACUCAAAUCAUUGACGGAGAUGAAGUAUUCUUCAAAUGCUCAUCAGAAGAAAUAGAAUCUGCUGAAGAACAAAUGUCAAAGUUAUUCUAA